GAAUCGGCCUGGGUUGGGUAUAUAAGGGUUGGAUGCCCUGGGCAACCUUAUUCUGCAACAAGAACUCACAGUCAUGCAUCAGAGCUUCUAAAUGAGAUUCCUUGUGUAAAAAUCAGCAUAAGUUAAAUGAGCAUCUAUUUAAUUUUUUAGUGGAAGGAUAUAGAUUUCGUCAUUAUUUAAUUCUCAAAGGGGUGAAAGAAAAAGGUGCUUUUUAGAGAUUUAGUAUUGUUGAAGACAGAGCUUGGAGAAUUAUGUCUGUACCAAACCCAGUCACAAAAUGCUGCAAAAAUUGUUGGACCGUGAAGAACUGGAAGAAGAAACUUCCCAUUAUAACAUGGAUACCCAAGUACAGGCUUCCACAUCUCCAGGGUGACUUGAUUGCUGGCUUUACAGUUGGUCUGACAGUAUUGCCCCAAGCUUUGGCAUAUGCCCAACUGGCGGAACUUCCUGUGGAGUUUGGUCUGUACACUGCAAUGAUUGGAGGUUUUGUCUACUGUAUUCUGGGGACUUCCAAAGAUGCAGCUUUAGGUCCAGCAGCAGUGGUGUCGUUGUUAACAGCUUCUUUUGCCACGACCAGAGCACCUGUUAAACAUGAUGCAACUUAUGCCAUUAUCCUAACUUUCUUUGCUGGAAUAGUGCAGCUACUGUUGGGCAUACUUAACAUGGGUUUUGUUGUGAACUUUGUGUCAUUGCCAGUGAUAAGUGGCUUCACCUCAGCAGCAGCUGUCACUAUUGCACAGUCACAGUUGAAGAAAUUGUUUGGGUUGAAAAAUGUGGACCGUGAAUUCUUCCCAGGGCUUAUUGAUAUCUUUGAAGAUAUACAUUCUACUAAUAUUUAUGAUUUGAUUCUUGGCAUAUCCUGCAUCGUCAUAUUGACUCUUCUGAAGCAAUUGAAGGUUCUGAAAUUCAAAGGAGAAGACGAUGGCACAAUUACUAAGAAGAAAUCGGCAUUGAAAAAAGCAUUAUGGUUUAUUGGAACAUCUCGUAAUGCCAUUGUUGUGAUCACUUGCUCUGGGAUGGCCUAUGGACUGAUGGCACAUGGGAUUAAUGUGAUAACCAUCACUGGAGAGUUGAAAUCUGGACUACCACCCUUUAAGUUCCCGAAUACCACUUUGGAAAUUCCCAGUCAGAAUCGCACUGUUUCAUUUGGAGCAAUAUGUGCAGACAUAGGUGCUGGUUUCAUUGUUGUUCCUUUGGUUGCUGUACUUGAGAUUAUUGCAAUUGGAAAAGCCUUCUCCAGGCAGAACAAUUACAGAAUUGACCCCAGUCAAGAAUUCAUAGCUACAGGUGCUGCCAAUAUUCUUGGUAGUUUUGUGUCUGCCUAUCCCAUCACUGCUAGUUUCUCCAGAAGUGCAGUCAAUUCACAGAGUGGGGUCAGGACACCGCUAGGUGGAGUGGUUACAGCUACCAUUGUGGUGCUGGCUUUGGCAUUUUUGACUCCAUACUUCUACUACAUUCCUGAUGCUGCCCUUGCAACUGUGAUCAUUUGUGCAGUGGUUGACAUGAUUGAAGUCCACAUUCUUAUUGAACUUUGGAGAGUCAAAAAGAUUGACCUGUUACCACUUGUGGCAACAUUUGUGUUUGCAUUGGCAAUAGGUGUUGAGUAUGGACUGCUUAUUGGCUCUGCCAUUUCAUUGUGUCUUCUCAUGUAUCCAAUGAUAAGGCCAAGGUUGACACACAACAUUGUCACUGAAAUUCACAAUGUGGCUGACCUUCCACAGAAAAGAGGACCUAUUAAGUCUAUAAUAACAAAUCUGCAACAAGAAAUGAUUCUAAUCCUGGCACCGAAGGCAGGUCUUAUGUUUCCUGGUGUGGAAUACCUAAGAGAUAAGAUAAACAAUCAUGCUUUAUUAUCUGCUCAUCCUAAAUCUGUAAUCAUAGAUUUUUCUCAAGUUUGGGAUGUUGAUUUUAGUGCUGUUAACUUUGUGAAAAGCAUUUACCAAGAUUUUGGAAACCAUAAGUGCUUACAUUUGGCUUUUGUUGGAAUGCAGGACAAUGUCUUGAAAAUGGUGAAGGCAGCAGAAAUUGAGGGUUUUAAACAUUUUAUUAAUACUCAAGAUGCAAUGGAUGACAUCUUCAAAACAAUACGCAUGGAAGAACUUAAAAAUGAUGACAGCAAAGGUGUCUAUGAACAGCUGAACAGAGUUUCCAGUAUAAUACAGCUGGAAGAACAAAGCCGUUUCAGCAGUUCAGCGAGUGAUGUUUCCACACAAGACCCCUCUGAAGUCGGGGAAGAAGAAUAUGACAACAAAGCCUUUGAUGGUUCAAUUGAAGAUGUGACUUGCAAUGAAGACAAAGACACAGAGAACACACAAUCGAAUUAUAUUUGAAAUUUUUCUUGACUUUGUAAAAUUGAUUCUAUUCUGGCUAUUUGGUGAUAUUUUUGUGGAAUAUCUUUUAUUUGGAUUACAGUUGGCUAUGAUUUCUGACAAGCUUCAAUUAAACUUGAAGCAUACAAUGGUACUAGACUAUACAUAUUAUGUUUUACAUUUGUUGCAAUUUUGCAAUUUCUGUAUUCCUCCAUUAAUGUGUUGUAAGAGAUAAAUAAUUUAAAGUUAUAUUGGGUAUAUAAGACAAUUAUUUCAUAAAUGCCUAAUAAACUUGCUUAUUAAUA
This is a messenger RNA of Lingula anatina, 2614 nucleotides long. Its product is annotated as sodium-independent sulfate anion transporter. Gene Ontology annotation, biological process: sulfate transmembrane transport. NCBI's taxonomy places the organism in Eukaryota, Metazoa, Brachiopoda, Lingulata, Lingulida, Lingulidae. The record is from RefSeq and is a predicted model, not a curated record. Gene Ontology annotation, molecular function: secondary active sulfate transmembrane transporter activity. Gene Ontology annotation, cellular component: membrane.